Messenger RNA from Epithele typhae, 1047 nucleotides. RefSeq lists its product as uncharacterized. The record is from RefSeq and is a predicted model, not a curated record. Lineage: Eukaryota; Fungi; Basidiomycota; Agaricomycetes; Polyporales; Epitheliaceae. Bases 1 to 1047 code for a protein of 348 amino acids. The transcript is spliced from 7 exons.
AUGGAUGAAGACGGCACGGCUGCAGCCGCGUCGCUCGAGCAGUAUCAUAACUCCAUGGGCCGCAUCUUGGUCAUUCGCAGGAUCAUGUCCUCAACAUUGUCAGGUGUGGUCAUGGUGCUAUCUGCACUGUCGUUCACGCUUCUCUGGCGACGCGGUAUCCAGCACCGCGGUAUCAAGGCACUGUUUGCGGCGACCGUGAUACUCUCCCUAUCGACCACCCUGUUCUUCGCCGUGUCGAUUGUGGCCACGUUCGCGACGGACGACAUCAUAUACCGACAAAGCAUGGGACUGAGCGUCAGCCCCGUCCGCGCCCGUCUGGUCGAUGCGAUGACCCUCGUCGUCGUCAACACUCUGGGCAUCAAUGUGGGCAUUGGCGACGCGGUCGUGCUCUGGCGUACCGUCGCGCUCUGGAGUUACAAACCCUCCGUUAAUGCCGUCGCAGGAGUGCUAGGCUUAGGCAUUCUUGUGAGCGGAAUCGUCGCUCAGGUAUACGCCUGUUCCGCGUUCAAAACAGCGAGCCAAGGCCCCGUCCCCUUCCCGUACCAGCUCCCCGGUUACCUCGAGGUCGAACCUGCGUUUGUGGUCAUCCUCUUUUCUUUGCUCGCCAACACCGUCUCCACCACGCUCAUCGCCGCCAAGACGUGGAUGCACUGGAAGACAGUCAGACAUGUUCUGGCCGCACGGGGCUUCAUUCCACGCGCCUUCCACCUGUUACUGCUCCUCAUCGAGACGGGGAUCCUGUACUCAUUGUGUUGGGUCCUCAUCGCCGCCUUCUACGGGUUCCACAUUGUCCACCCUUCGGAGACUGGAGGUCUGUUUGACGUCGCUGGGCGCGUUUUCAUCCUCUCCUGUGUUGUACCUCUUGUCGCGAUCUACCCCAUGUCGAUCAUCGUCCUCUUCGCAGCCAAGCAAUCUCCACUGGAGGAAGCAACAAUGCUCACUUCGGUCCCGCUAAGCCUACAUGCGGUCACGUUCCACGACCACAACACAGUUGUGUCCACCGAGUCCAAGGAUGGCAGUGAGCCGGCGAGCGCCCUUGCGCGGUAA